Molecule: messenger RNA, 1158 nt
Organism: Ochlerotatus camptorhynchus
Lineage: Eukaryota; Metazoa; Arthropoda; Insecta; Diptera; Culicidae
Product: histidine-rich glycoprotein-like
Exons: 2
Coding region: 1-1158 (385 amino acids)
Source: RefSeq, a predicted model, not a curated record
AUGGUUUGUCGAUUUUCCAAAGUUGUAAAUGUGGGACGAAAAACGACUUCACACGAACACAAACAUGAAGCGCACAAACACGAGCACGGUUAUGGCCAUAAAAAGCAUGAACAUCAUGGAUAUGGACACCAUAAGGCAGAGCAUCAUGAGCACAAAGAACAUCAUCACGGCUACGGUCAUAAGCCUGAACAUCAUGGCUAUGGGCAUCAUGAACACAAGGAGCACCAUGAACAUAAAGGCUACGGACAUCAUGAACAUAAAGAACACCACGAACAUAAAGGCUAUGGUCAUCAUGAAUACAAGGAACACCACAAGCCUGAACAUCAUGGCUAUGGACACCACGAGCACAAAGAACACCACGGCUACGGGCACCAUGAGCACAAGGAACACCAUGAGCACCACAAGCCUGAACAUCAUGGAUAUGGACACCACGAGCACAAAGAACAUCAUGAACAUAAGGCUCACCAUGGAUACGGUCAUCACGAGCACAAAGAACAUCAUGGUUAUGGACACCAUGAGCAUAAAGAACACCAUGCCCAUCAUGCCUAUGGACACCUCAAGCCUGAGCAUCAUGAACACAAGGCACAUCAUGCGUAUGGACACCAUGAACAUAAAGAACACCAUGGCUACGGUCACCACAAGGCUGAACAUCAUGAACAUAAGGCUCACCAUGGAUAUGGACACCAUGAACAUAAAGAACACCAUGAACAUAAAGAACACCAUGGUUACGCACACCACAAGCCUGCUCACCAUGGCUACGAACACCACAAGCCUGCUCACCAUGGCUACGGUCACCACGAGCACAAGGUGCACCAUGAACAUAAAGAACACCAUGCCUACGGACAACACAAGCCUGCUCACCAUGGCUACGGUCACCAUGAGCACAAGGAACAACAUCAUGGCUAUGGACACCACGCUGCUCAUCAUGUACACAAGGAACACCAUGGUUAUGGACACGCCGCCCAUCACGGAGGUCACUACCAUGUGCAAGAGGCACAUCAUGCCCACCACGCCUACCGAUCGGCCGCGCCUAGCUAUGAUGCUCCUCACCAUGGUGGCCAUCAUGGAACUGCAAAGUGUGGUGCAAAUGUCCUGGUCGGAUGUGCCCCGGGUUUAACCAAGGUACCGUGUGCUCCCUUGCACGAAAAGGGCUACUAG